Molecule: messenger RNA, 2787 nt
Organism: Diorhabda carinulata
Lineage: Eukaryota; Metazoa; Arthropoda; Insecta; Coleoptera; Chrysomelidae
Product: nucleolar protein 9
Exons: 1
Coding region: 93-1838 (581 amino acids)
Biological process (GO): endonucleolytic cleavage in ITS1 to separate SSU-rRNA from 5.8S rRNA and LSU-rRNA from tricistronic rRNA transcript (SSU-rRNA, 5.8S rRNA, LSU-rRNA); endonucleolytic cleavage in 5'-ETS of tricistronic rRNA transcript (SSU-rRNA, 5.8S rRNA, LSU-rRNA); ribosomal small subunit export from nucleus
Cellular component (GO): preribosome, small subunit precursor; nucleolus; 90S preribosome
Molecular function (GO): RNA binding
Source: RefSeq, a predicted model, not a curated record
ACGUUUUUGUUUUUUAUUGUAAAGGUAUUUUACUUUUGUAAAAUCAGUGGAUAAUGUUAAUUUAGAUACUGCAAAUCUUUUUGAAUUUGAAAAUGGAAGAAAGUUCUAAUAAGAUUAUAAACAAAAAAAAUAAUAGAAAAAGGAAAAAGUCAUUUUUAAAGAAUGCUAGAAAAUACGCCAAAAAAGGACAUUUUGGAAGAGGUUCCCAAUUGGAUUCAGAUACUUAUCACUAUUUUGUGAAAAUUUUGGAAACAUUCAAAGAUGGAUUUGAUUCAGAAGAGGAUAAAAAAGUUUUUGCAAAUAAUGUUUUUGAACAAACUAAAGAUCAAGAAAUUAAUUGUUGUUGCAAUCAAGUUGGUUGCAGAGUUAUAGAACUGUUAUUACCAUAUGCAAAUAAUGAUAUUGUGAAACAAUUUCUAGAUGUAUUUAGUGAAGAUAUAAGACCAUUGAUAAGUGAUAGAUUUGCGAGCCAUGUGUUAGAAUGUCUUGUGUCUGAAAGUUGUAAAAGAACUUUUAUAGAAAACACACCACAGGAAAUGAGGCUUGUUUACCAAAAUUUUGCCAUAAAAGUUAGUAAAUUUUUGUUGAAUAAUUUAGAGGAUUAUAUGUGGGACACUUAUGGAAAUCACGUUAUUAGAAGCUGCCUUAUUCAUUUAAUACAAUUACCAACUGAUAAUAGUAACACUGAUAAACAAGAUAUUGUAAUUCCAAAUGAAUUUUCAGAUAUUGUUAAAGAAUAUGGUGAGAGAAUUAUAAGUUGGCCCCAAUUUGAACAGUUAUGCAUGUCUGACUUGACUUCUGGUUUCUUACAAGUUCUAAUGAAAUGUUUAAAAAAUACGGAUCCAAAAUUGUUAAAAUCUUAUUCGAAAAAAUUACUAGAAGUUUUCAAUAUGAACAGCCAAGAGGACAAACCCAAACAUUUACCUUCAGCUUUUGGAUCUCAAUCAGUUGUAAUGCUAUUAGAAACUUGUCUUCAGCUGGUAAAUUCCAAAUUAUUUAUGCAGCUGUAUAAUUCCUGCUUUUCUGGAAAUUUAGUUGAGUUGUCAACCAUAAAAAUGACAAAUUUUGCCGUUCAGAAACUGAUACAACAUUGUCAGGAAAAAGAACACUUUGAAGGAAUUUAUGAUGAAUUGGUAGAUAAUUUUCCAGCUAUUAUUGAAGUAGGUCAUUCAGGAAUUUUAUUAUCAUUAUCUGAAGCAUGUAAAAAAUUUAGGACCAGGCAAGGAAGUUUUGUACAGCAAUUGAUGAAAGCAUUAGAUUGUUUUGAACCUGAAGAAAGGCAAAAUAGCCUCAUAUUAUGUUUAUGCAGAUUUACUACAUAUGAAAAUAAUCUUAAAAAAGCAAUUGAAAAUUUACAAAAAGAGAAAUUAAAUUUGCAUGGUACUUUAAUUCUACAAAAGUUAUUAGACUAUAAUAAACCCAUUAAAAUAGUGAAUGCAUUAUUAAAUUUAGAUCAAAAUGUGUUGCUAAAUCUAUUUUCCAAUACUAUGGGUAGUCAUGUUGUUGAUUCUUAUGUAAGAGGAGAAUUCGUUGGAGAAAAGAGCAGAGAAAAAUUAGUGAGAAAAAUGAUGGGUGUAUACAAAGAUCUUGCUUCUAGUAAAUUUGGUUCUAGGAGUUUUGAAGCAUUAUGGAAUGUUGCAAAUUUAAAAUGCAAGUUACAAAUUAUUGAAGAAUUAUCACACAAAGAUGCAAGUUGGGUAAAUUCAGAAUUUGGGAAAAUCAUUUCCAAUAAAAUUAAUUACUUGCUUUAUAAGAGAAAUAAAGAAGAAUGGAAGAAUUCUUUGAAUAAAUCAAAGGAAAAUAAGAAAGAACAAUUACUAGCCAAAGUAUUGAACUAGAUUUGUAUAUUGUCAAUUGGUUUUAUUUGUUUUGCUGAAUUAUAUAAAUUUAAGUAAAUAUAUUUUAUUUCAACUUUUUCCAACAGCAACAAGUUUGAUUCUUAAGGGCAGGUAGCUUAUCCAGGCACAAUUCCUGAAUAGUAUUCAUUUAAUUUCCCUUGUUUUAAAGGUAUGAUCUAGUUUUUUGUGACUAGAUAAAUGGGACAUUUAAAUAUAUUCCAUUUUAUUGAACACAUUUGUUGACCUUUUAAUGUUCAUAUCAAAAUUGCUCAUUUUAAGUUUGAGCUUACUAUAUUCACAGUUUCAGUAAUAUGUGGCGAAGAUAAUAUUAAUUCACUUUCACUAGAUAUGUCCAAUUUUAUGCUUUAUUUAUAUUUCACAUUUGGUAAUAUACUUGUUUUAUCAUGUAACUGAAACACAAGGACUUCAUUGUUAUGAAAAUGAAUUCAUUAACUUGUGCACCAAUAAAAUUUAAAAUAUAACACUUAACUAGCAAUACACUCACUGCAAUUCUAACAUUACAUCGAUAACUGGGAGCAUUUCUGAAUGGCUUUCAUCUGCUGUGUUGUGGCCUUGUCAAUGUCAGAAAUGCUUUUAGAUGUUUCUCUUUGGACACAUUUUUUAUUUAUUUUUGGAUAAAGCCAAAACUUGCAGAGUGCUAAAUCUAGCGGUUAAGGCAGAGGUAGUGGAUAGAUUUUAGCAGCAUUUUUGAAGUUGUAUGUUUUGCGAUAGACAGAUGUUUAUCUCCAUAUAUAUUGAUAUGGAUAUAAGCAUACUGCUGAUAAAAAAAUGUAUUCACUAUAUAUUUUAUUACAUCUUACAUUAUAUGUAAAUUUACUUUAAUAAUAUUGAUAUGGUUAUAGGGAUAUAUUUUUUGGGCCAGGGGGGAAAAUAAAUGUAACAAAAUUAGAAAAAUCAACUUUUAUUAAACAUUGUACUUAAAAUAGAA